Linum trigynum is the source of this 2773-nucleotide messenger RNA. NCBI's taxonomy places the organism in Eukaryota, Viridiplantae, Streptophyta, Magnoliopsida, Malpighiales, Linaceae. The record is from the annotation of a GenBank genome assembly.
UCUCCUCCAAUUUCCCGAUCUGACAAUUUUCAUUUACUUAAUUUUCCAUUUAGUCCUUUCGUCCAUUAUCUUCACAUCUCCAUAGUUCAUAGUUGUUUGUUCUCUGUAUUUCCUGCAUUUUUUUGGCCGCAACAAAGCUAGAUUUGAGCAAAUAUCUCAAACCUCGACCCCAUCAUUCACUACACAAACUCCUGCUACACGAUCUGAAUAAAAAUCCUUAACAUCAUUGCAACAUGCAAUCUCCUCUCAACUCCACUCUACUGACUUCAUCUACUAAUUGUCUCUGUUUUGUCUUGUUCAGACAAAUAUUUGGGAGAGAUAUAGAACCUGGAAAAAUGAUAGGUGCUCUCACCUCUCUCCUCGCCAUCUGGAUGACUGCUAUCCUACAACUCAGUAGAACGGCCGGCGACAUCAUUCUCUACUACUUUGUGGCGAUCUUCACAUCCACCCUUGCCAAUCAUGAGAAGCAGGGGCUAUGGUGGGCCAUUCUCCACACGACAUCGGUGGAUACCUCGGUGGCGCUACUUGAAUGACGACGGCCGAGGGAAGCCGUCCUAGUCGAGCCUAGAAAGCGAAAAAGAAAACAAAACCCAGCUCGUACUCCCGUCCAUGAAUCCACUCAACCCAAGCGAGUGCGUCAAUCAUGACUUUUAGUGUGGCGGUUCUACUUACCGUCGUCGGAGGAGGCAGAUCGGGAGGCACAAGAUGAUCAUAAUGCAGUGAAUCAUCAUCAAGAGCGGAUAGCUCCAACCAGGGCCCUGGUUCCAUGUUCUGAUACCCCUAGUUUUGAGUUUAGAUCCCGAAAUGGGGCGAGCUCGAAUUCAGAUCCCGCAAUGGGACGAGUUCGAUACAAGUGGGUGGUGGUACUCAGGCGGUUAAAAGUUUCCGACGCAGACCGUCGCCGGAGUUGUGGAAUUCCACUUUUCCCCGGCCGAUCCUUAGCCCGAGACGUUCUCUGCUAGGAAAGGUUGCUGGCACGCGAACGGUCAGUGAGAUCACGCCAUUUUCGGGGACGUAUAACGGCCGGGGGAUUUCUGUGAUCAGCCAUAUCUCUACGUGACUCGACUCUACUGUCACUCCAGGAAUUGGCCAAGUGAAACCACUUCCUAAAGCGUAGUAUAGCGGGUUUGGGUUUAAUUAUCAACCCGGGUCCUAGAUCUGAUGACUACUCAGUGAAUUCUUGUUAUCUAGCAAUGAAACUCGAAUGCAAGUCUAACUAACAAACAAACAAAGCAAGUAAACUGGUUGUAUUCAAGUUAAGAGAGGUCACCCGGAUAUGGUUCCCCCUAGACUGCAGUUAAGCCGGAUUGUAAUUACCAAGUUUAGUUUCUAUGACAGUUAUACUGCGGAAGGUUCUUAAACAGCCUGAAGUCUCGACUAAAGGUCUUCAGACCCUCUCAAUCUGACUCUCUAGCGGGCGACUAACCUCCACCGGAGUCGACAGAUUGAGGCCCUAAGAACAAAACCUCCACUACCGGAGUAAAUCCGGUACAGAAUAGUGAGUUGGCUCCUCGACUAAAGUCACCAACUCCCUACCUUCAAUCAAGGAUACUCUAUUAACCUAGGCAGAUAUUCUCAUUCUAGGUCAAAGCAGAAACAACAGGAAUUUGAUCAGGAUUCAAGUCAUUCAAUCAUUAAAACCUCAAUCGAAUAUAAUCAAUCACAGAAUCAGUACUUGGGUUCAUACAAUCAAAGCCUAACAUACAAAUCUAGGGUUCUCCAUACCCAGAUGAAUGGGAGAACUACUCCAUGGAGAAGAAAGCAAAAGUAGAAUCAGACACGGAAUUCGUACUGCGAAGGAUGGAUUCCUGCUUCUGGACGUUGAUUGGCACUUCUCCAAGCUCAAACUGGCCUCCAAUGGUGUUGAAGAUCAAUCUAGGGCACUUGGGAACUCUUGCUCGUCACUUUCUCUCUCUAGAAGUCGUUCUUUCUCUCAAAAACUCGAAUCCCCUCGAGUUGUGGCUGAAAAUCUGCUUAAAAGCAUCAGUGGCCAAAGCACGGUCGAGGGCACGGCCGUGCUUUCCCUGAUUCCGCCCGUGUCUCGGCCAGGGCUUAAUUACACGGCCAGCAAGUGGGUUAAACACGGCCGUGCUUUGCAAUGUACACGGCCGUGCUUUGGUGGAACACGGCCGUGCUUCGGUGCCCGUGUUUGCAGCUGAAUUGGCCAAACUGAAUUUGCUCUCGGCAUAAAAAGCACGGCCAGCAGUACACGGCCGUGUAAUGCCUUGGGUCUACCCGUGUUUUGGCUCCAGCUCACCGAAAUGACUUCCGAAUGCCCCGAAACUCGUGGUUAGCCUUCCCUUUAACGCCUGGGACCUGAAACAUGACAAAAUAGCACAACCCGGUGUAAAAUAGGCCAAAACACACGACUAUACUCCUCAAACGGAUAAGAACUAGGGGCGCAAACAUGUGCAUUUACAUCGUUAUCUAAUUCCCCCACACUUAACCGUUUGCUUGUCCUCAAGCAAACCAAGUCAGACACAAGGUAAGCUCAAAACAACAAGGCAUGACAUAUCGGCACAAAACACGUGGAUCAUACUGGCUUUCGAUCAUUAACACAUGGACAACCUCACUGACAACCUAGACAACCACCACAGAUGACAUUCGAAUGCAGUAAAAUCGAGCAAAGGAAGAGUUUCCCUUCUGUUCACCAACCAACAUAGACUUAACUCAACCACUUGUUCAAAACAGUCACAUCAUGCACAAACUUCAAGGUAUCAGAAGUAAGACCGAGCAAUCAAGGUUCUCACCGGGAUAAAGAGUAUAAAGAAUA